Molecule: messenger RNA, 1071 nt
Organism: Drosophila sulfurigaster albostrigata
Lineage: Eukaryota; Metazoa; Arthropoda; Insecta; Diptera; Drosophilidae
Product: chromobox protein homolog 1-like
Exons: 2
Coding region: 66-581 (171 amino acids)
Biological process (GO): negative regulation of transcription by RNA polymerase II; chromatin organization
Cellular component (GO): pericentric heterochromatin; nucleus
Molecular function (GO): chromatin binding
Source: RefSeq, a predicted model, not a curated record
CCAUCCUUGUGACAAAUUUGCGCUGAAUAAAUCCAGUUAAAAAAGUUAAGUUGACGGAGGGAAUAAUGAAAAGAUAUAUAGUGGAACGUAUUGAAAAAAAGCGAGUAAUCAAUGGUAUUACUGAGUAUUUCCUAAAGUGGAAGGGAUACCCUCGCUCCAAGAACACAUGGGAGCCCGUUGACAAUCUAUUUUGCAAUGAUUUAGUCGCCGAAUUCGAGAUGUCGGAGAAAAAGAAAGCGCAAUCUUACAACAGGCUCAAAUCUGUAUCUUCUGGAGGCGAUUCCAAGGCAGUUAUUCGAUUAAAAAGACUGGCUAACGAAAAGAAUAAGAAAUUUGGAUUUGAUCGUGGCUUGGAGGCUUUGAAAAUUAUUGGCGCAACCGAUUCGUCCGGAGAGCUCAUGUUUCUCAUGUCUUGGAAAAAUACGGAUAAACUUGAACUGGUGCCGGCAACGUUGGCCAAUUUAAUGUGUCCCCAAAUAGUUAUUGACUUCUAUGAGGAGGGCCUUACUUGGGCUCCACACAUCGGUAAUGUGAAAAUUAAAAAUUCAAGUCGUCAUGCGAAAAAGGAAAAUGCAUACUAAUACAUAUGCAGGACAACUGUAAACAGUAUGCAUAUGGACAUACGUAUAGUCGUCUCAUUCUAGUAUUAAUUCUAUUCUUACCAUUAUGUAAAUAUUUGACAACAUUGUAUACGAUUUAAUUGUAUAUAUUAAAAUGAGAAACUUUUCGUAUUUCGUAAUUUUCUGAUCGGGUUGGUGCACGCAUUUUUCGCGCGUCAAAUUGUAGUAAGCGCUGUGUUGCCAGACCGUUGAGAAUUGGUCUGAUGAGCUAGUCCGUUCAUUGGAGCGUGGUACUGGUUCAGUCGUGAGCCCUUAACACUGGUUAUUGAAUAGUGUUUGACAAUUGCUGUUGGUUGCGAGUUUCAGUUGAUUGCACAUUGCAGGCGUAGGCUGGCGUUUGGGAAGUUGAUGUGCCAUUUGAUAUCUUGUCAUUUGGCCAUUUGUUGAAGCGUUAGUUGUCUGUCGCCUGCCGGCUGCAGACGUUAGUUGUACACCACAGCAUAGCAAACGA